Molecule: messenger RNA, 930 nt
Organism: Rhizoctonia solani
Lineage: Eukaryota; Fungi; Basidiomycota; Agaricomycetes; Cantharellales; Ceratobasidiaceae
Product: carbohydrate-binding domain protein
Exons: 9
Coding region: 1-930 (309 amino acids)
Biological process (GO): carbohydrate metabolic process
Cellular component (GO): extracellular region
Molecular function (GO): hydrolase activity, hydrolyzing O-glycosyl compounds; carbohydrate binding
Source: RefSeq, a predicted model, not a curated record
AUGACACCAAGCGCCGCGCGUUUGUGCUGUGUGCCUGGACCCCCUGUCAAUCCUUCGUCAUCCCGGUUCACUUUACCAGAGGCCCGCCCAAUUGUUAAAAGAACUCUUGUGAGGGUGAACCAGGAGUCACUCUGGUUCUGGAUCCGGAAACCGUUCGCAGACUCAAAUAUUCGAAAAAUCCACCCAAAAGAGCCACUUUUGCCCACACUAGUCUACCUAGGCUCCUACUCGGGAACCGCUCGAACACCCUCUAGUCAUGCGUUCUUCUCUUCUGUCCUCACUGUCUCGCUUGUCGCGGUGGCCGCUGGUUUGGCCAUUAACCGUGGCGUCGAUGUCGAUGUCGAAACUCCUAUUGAUAUCAAAGAAGCCUGCCGAGGCUUGACGAUUUGGCAUCCAGAUGGGUUCUACCGCUCCGGGACAACAGUCAGAUACCACGGCCACAUGUGGCAGUGCACUCGCUGGAACCAGGGUAAGGAGAACCCCGAAGAGUCGGAUGUCUGGCGUGACCUUGGAGCUUGCGAUCCCGACGUGAAGGACGGUCAAAUGGUCCUUAGCAAGCGAUCCGCCCCCCUCGAGGCCCGCGAUGAUGAUGACGAUGACGAUGACAAUUGUCGCGGAUUCCUUGAAUGGGAUGCCAGCGCCCUAUCCCGAUCCGGCACUACUGUCCACUAUAAGGGAGCACUGUGGCAGAACAACAAGUGGAACAAGGGUGAAGAGCCAGGUGUAUCCUCGGACUGGACUUCCAUUCGCACCUGUAAAUCGAAAAAAGUCAAGCGCUCGUGCAAUGGAUUCCCAACUUUCGUGAAGGGGGCCCUCAACCGUCCGGGUAAUACUGUUCAACACGACAAUAAAUUAUACCAGGCCAACCACUGGACCCAGACAUCGACUCCAGAUGACACUGAGGCAUGGUCUCUGCUUGGAGACUGCUAG